This is a messenger RNA of Suncus etruscus (white-toothed pygmy shrew), 8346 nucleotides long. RefSeq names its product replication timing regulatory factor 1 (gene RIF1). Gene Ontology annotation, biological process: telomere maintenance. Gene Ontology annotation, cellular component: nucleus. The transcript is spliced from 35 exons. Bases 10 to 7293 code for a protein of 2427 amino acids. The record is from RefSeq and is a predicted model, not a curated record. Lineage: Eukaryota; Metazoa; Chordata; Mammalia; Eulipotyphla; Soricidae.
GCCGCCGACAUGACGACGGCGCCGACCCCUCGCAGCCCCCUCUCGCCGCUGCUGGAGACCCUGGAGGACCCCGCGGCGUCCUGCGACGAGCGCACCGACGCCUACCUGACGCUCACCAGUCGUAUGACUGGAGAAGAUGGAAAAGAACUCAUUGCAGAAAUUGAGAAAAAACUCCCUCGACUCUACAAGGUUUUAAAGAUUCAUAUUUCCAGUCAGAAUUCAGAGCUCAGUAGUGCUGCUCUUCAGGCCUUGGGAUUUUGUUUCUAUAAUCCAAAAAUUGCUUCAGCAUUAUCAGAGUCAAAUAUUAAGGAACUUCUUUCAAAUCUGAAUGAUGUUGUUAAGAGUUUAGACAAAAAUGUCCGCACUCGGGCUCUCUGGGUGAUAUCUAAGCAGACAUUUCCCCCCGAAGUUGUUGGCCAAGUAGUACCUGAUAUAAUUGAUUCUUUAGAACUGAUACUUAAUAAAGGAGAGGUACAUUCUGCUGUUGUUGAUUAUGAAGCAUUAAAUGUCAUCAUCAGAUUAAUAGAACAAGCUCCAGUUCAAAUGGGAGAAGAAUCUAUCAGAUGGGCGAAACUGGUCAUACCUUUAGUUGUUCAUUCAGCACAAAGGGUACAUCUGCGGGGAGCAACUGCUUUAGAGAUGGGAAUGCCAUUGUUGCUUCAGAAACAACAAGAAAUAGCAUCUAUCACGGAGCAGCUUAUGACUACUAAAUUACUUUCAGAACUCCAAACACUAUUCAUGACUAAAAAUGAGACUUAUGUAUUAAAAUUAUGGCCUUUAUUUGUUAGACUUCUUGGGAAGUCCUUGCAUCGAAGUGGAAGUUUUAUUAAUUCUUUAUUACAGCUGGAAGAGCUGGGAUUUCGAAGUGGAACACCUAUGAUUAAAAAAAUUGCUUUUAUUGCUUGGAAAAGUUUAAUAGAUAAUUUUGCUUUAAAUCCAGAAAUACUAUGUAGUGCAAAAAGACUGAAGCUGUUGAUGCAACCUUUGAGUUCAAUUCAUGUGAGAACAGAAGCUCUAGCACUAACAAAACUAGAAGUCUGGUGGUAUUUAUUGAUAAGACUGGGACCUCAUCUUCCAGCUAACUUUGAACAGGUUUGUGUGCCUCUAAUACAGAGCACAAUAAGCAAUGAUUCUACUUCACCUCAUGGUAAUUCAUCUAGAAUAGCUUCUUCCCCAGCUUUGAAUCCACUAUCUCCUGCACACAAAGGUGCUUCCCCGUUUGGAUCCCCUGGAACUACCCAAAUUAACCUCAGUUCAAGUUUUGGUGGAAUGGCUACAAUUCCAUCCAUUCAACUUUUGGGUCUUGAAAUGUUGCUUCAUUUUUUGUUGGGUCCUGAAGUUUUAAACUUUGCUAAGAAGAACAAACUUGUACUGAGCUUAGAGCCCCUAGAACAUCCUUUAAUCAGCAGCAGCUCUUUUUUUUCUAAACAUGCAAGUACACUUAUCUCUGCUGUUAAUGAUAGCUUUGUUACAGUUGGAAAAGAUGCUUCUGAUGUAAUAAUCAAUGCAAUUUGGAAGGAACUAAUUAAUUUGGUUAAGUCCGUUAUUGAAUCAGGUAACAAGAGAGAGAGACCAGGUUCUGAAGUUUUGACCCUCUUAUUGAAAUCUUUGGAAAGCAUAGUGAAGUCAGAAGUAAUUCCUGUAUCUAAAACAUUGGUCCUCAUGGAAAUUACAAUUAAAGGACUUCCACAGAAAGUAUUAGGUUCACCAGCUUAUCAGGUUGCUAAUAUGGAUAUUCUUAAUGGAACUCCUGCUUUGUUCUUAAUUCAGUUGAUUUUCAACAAUCUUUUGGAAUAUUGUAUGACAGAUGAAAGGUUUUUCCUCAAUUUGGAAACACUUGUAAGCUGUGUCCUUUCUGGUCCAACUUCACCACUGUCUUUUACUGACUCUGUUAUAAGUGUUAUUAGUCAAAAUGCCAAGCAUUUGGAAAAUAAGGAGCAUCUCUGGAGAAUGUGGAGUAUUAUAGUGACCCCCUUAACGGAAUUGAUUAAUCAGACAAAUGAGGUGAAUCAAGGCGAUGCCUUAGAACAUAAUUUUAGUGCCAUCUAUGGUGCACUGACUUUACCAAUAAGCCACAUUUUUCCAGUACCGGAAUUUCCACUGGUCACUAUGAAAACCUUACUUAAAACUUGGUCAGAACUAUAUAGAGCCUUUGCCCGCUGUGCUGCUUUGGUGGUAACAGCAGAAGAAAAUUUGUGUUGUGAAGAACUUUGUUCCAAGAUAAUGUCCAGUUUAGAAGAUAAAGACUUUUCGAACUUGUUAUUCUUGGAUAGGAUUACUCAUAUUAUGAAUGUAAUUGUAGAUUGCAUUGACUUCUCACCAUACAAUAUUAAAUAUCAACCUCAAAUUAAAUCACCACAGAGACCUUCAUCAGAUUGGUCAAAAAAGAAGAAGGAGCCCUUAGGGAAAUUGACCUCUUUAUUUAAACUUAUUGUGAGGAUGAUAUAUUCUUUCAACUCGUUGAGCCUCAAGGAAGUACAUUCUGAUACUCUGCUCACUAUUGGCAAUUCAAUCAUCAGCAUUCUUUCCAGUGUACUUGGACAUAUUUCUUUGCCUUCUAUGAUCCGAAAAGUAUUUGCAACCUUAGCAAAACCUCUGGUGUUAUUCUAUGACAACUCAAAGCUUGAUGAAGUUCCUAAAGUGUAUAGUUCAAUGAACAAUAAGUUAGAGAAGCUACUAGGAGAAAUUAUUACUUGUCUGCAUGUCAGCUAUACUGGAACUUAUGAUAGUGAACUUCUUGAACAAAUCUCCCCAUUAUUAUGCAUAAUAUUUUCGCACAAGAAUAAACAGAUACGAAAACAGAGUGCCCAGUUUUGGAAUGCCACGUUUGCUAAAGAGACAUUGAUUUAUCCUGAAGAAUUAAAACCAAUAUUGAGACAAGUCAAACAGAAAAUUCUUCUUCUAUUGCCUGGUUUGGAAAAUAUUGAAGUUACGGAGGAAUCCAUUGAGCCAUAUUCAGAUGCAACAGAAAAUUCACAAUUGAAUACGAAGAUAAGUGGCAUGGAAAGAAAAUCAAGUGGAAAAAGAGAUUCCUUUUUAGAAACUACCAAGGAAACAAAAGAAAAUGUGAAACCAUCACCCAAAUUGAAGCUAGAAUCUGCAUCUCCUAAAACAAAGAAUGAAAAGCCCUUGGAAGAAGAAAAGUCUACAGACUUUGUAUUUAUACCUCCUGAAGGAAAAGAACCCAAAGAAAGAAUAUUAACUGAGCACCAGAAAGAAGUACUCAAAACAAAGCGGUGUGAUAUUCCUACCAUGUAUAACAAUUUGGAUGCUUCACAAGACACUUUAUUUUCUCAGUAUUCUCAGGAAGAGUCUAUGGAAAAAGCUACUGUAACCGAAAAGCCAAAGAAAGGUUCCGAGACAUUUAAGGAGGAUCAUAUGGAGACUGACAUUCGUCAAGGUGUCAUGGAAAACUGUGGUAUGGAUGAACAUCUUGAAAAGGCUUCCCUUUCAAAUAAUGGUUCUGUUGAGGAAAGCAGACCAGAAAUAUUGAGCAAUAGUAAUGGUGCCAGAAAAAAACAUUUAAAAUCGUCAAAGAGAAUAUCUACUGCAGAAAACUCUUUCAGUGUCAACGGUAGCUCAGUAUCUAGUGCUACUGUUUCUGGAACUCCCCCACAGCCUACAAGUCGAAGGCAGAGCUUUAUUACUUUGGAAAAGUUUGAUUGUUCAGAAAAUAGACCUUUUAGUCCAUCGCCCUUGAAUAAUAUAUCGACUGUUACAGUGAAAAGUAAUCAAGAAAGUAUGACUAAAACAGAUAAUCCACCAAAGGUAAAGAGAAGAGAAAUGACUCUUUCAAAAUCUGAUUCUGACAAAGUAGUGCAAGGGAUUAAGCGUUCAGGUAGAAGAUCGAGUAAAACUGAACAAACUGGGACUAAAAGGUCUAAGUCCUCAAAAUCUGAAGAGAAAACCACCCAGGAGUCUGUUGAUAACUCAGUAGUCUCAGAAAAUAAUUCACCUACUUUGCUUAACCAAACAGAAUGUGUACUAACUAGUCAGGCUCAGUUCUCUGAAUCUGCAAUGGAACAUGAGGACACCAUGAUUAAACCAACAGAAAGUUCUUUAUUAGGAAAUAAUGCAGAAGAGACAACCUUAGGAAUGAAUUUGGAGUGUAAAGAAAAUACACCUCCAGCUGUAACACCAGCAGAUCAAAUAGUGAAUGAAGAAAAUCAUAGUCAAAUAACCCCAAAUCAAAAAACUCUUAGACGAUCUUUAAGGCGACGGUCUGAAACUAUAGAAACAGCUAUUGAUAACCAAGAUAAAGAAAAUCAUCAGAAGAAGGAAAGACAUAAGGAAGAAGAAAAGACUCUUCAGAAAAGUUCUUUACCUGUAAAAGAUGAUAUAAUAUCCAAUCAAAAACUGAUUUCUGAGCAAACUGUACAGGAAAAUUUAAUUGAGAAAGGUGAUCAGUUACAUGAGAAGACUGGUGGUGAGACCACUGCUAAUAGUGAAAUUGAUGAAAACGGGGAAAAGCCAAAUACUGAAACUCUUAAAUCAGAGGGAGAUGGUUCCCAGGAUAACACAGAUAAGACUUUUGAGAAACCAGUAAGGGGAAGAACAAGGUAUCAAACAAGAAGAGCAUCGCAGGGCUUGCUGUCUAGUAUCGAAAACUCAGAAUCUGAUAGUUCUGAGGCAAAAGAAGAAGGUUCUAGAAAGAGAAGAACUGGAAAGUGGAAAAACAAAAGUAGUGAAAAUAUUGAUGUGGAAGAUCAAGAGAAAGCGAUGAAACAGGAAAGCAUAAAAGUUGGAAAUUCAGAAGAUUAUAAACUAAAUUCUGAAGUAGGUGGAGACAUAAAAUCUCAAAUUUGUGAAGAUAAAGAAGAUAAUACUAAAGAUUCUACAGUAUCUGUAGACUUACAUCAAGUUACUGAUGAUUUAUCAGAUACACAUGAAGUGAAAGAGAAAACUAGCAGAUGUGCAGAACAUUCCUUUUCAAAUCCUGUACCAGAACCAAAUCUAAGGACAAGAAAUGCCAGUAAGAGAUUAAAUAAGCGGGAAUCUAUUGAAAGUAACAGUGCAGAAGAAUCUUCCAAAAUAGUAACAUCAGACAUUUCUUUGCAUUCUGAUAAAAUGCUCCAAGCACUUGAAUGUCAACACAAGAGAAGCAGGAGGGUAAGGAAAUCUAAAGGGUGUGAUUGCUGUGGAGAAAAAUUACAAUCUCAAGAAAAGUCACUUGUAUUAAAAAAUACAGAAAAUUAUGAUGUAAAAAGCAAUGAAACAAGAAAUACAGAUAUACAAACAUCUGAAUCUGAAAUGGAUAUUUCACAGGAGUCUGAUAGCAUAAAUUUUCAUGUAGGGUUCAGAGAGAAUGAUACUGCUAAUGAUUUAUUAAUUACAUCAGAAAAUGAGUUGAAAGAAAAUGCUGUUCCCCUGGAAAUAGUAACAUAUAAAGAAAAACCAUGUAAUUCAGAGUCUAAGGAAUCAAUAUUUCUUGAAAGCCAAGAGCCAGCCAAUAAUAAAUGUAAAAUUAUUGACCCAUUGAAUCCCAAAGACAUUUCAGUGGAAGGUUCUGCUUUGGAACCUAAAGAAGAAACAACAGAACAUAUCUCAAAGAAGGAACUGAGUACAGAGAACAGUGUUAAUAUUGAAGCCAAUUUAUGGAAAGAAAAAUCAGAAUUCAGUUCAGAAAUAGAAGAUAAGGAAUUGGAUGUAGAAAGUGAUAAAUCUGAAUCUGGCUUCUCUGAACAAAAGAACAGUGAUAUUUCUGAAAUGGUAACUGAGGAAAACGGUGAGAAAAGCAAUGAAUCUGAAGUAGUUGCAGCUGAAGAACAGAAUGCUGAAGAAGCAGCAAUUGAGGACUUUAAUUCAGGUAUCAAUCAUUCUCAUAAUGCCAAACCAGUUAAAUCAAGUGCUCAGACAGAGGUUUCUGAAGAAACAUUUGGGGAAAGUAAAUGUGAUCAAAGCUUACCGGAAGAAACCAGUGCUGAAAUGGAAAAUUGCGAAGAAGCAGUGAUUGGUGAGGCUAGUCCCGAAACUGAAACCAGCCUUGUAAGUGAAAAAGAUGAAGACCAGAUUGCCAAAGCACCUAAGCCUGUAGAAACAGAAAAACAAAGUCUGGAUGUAGAAAUGGCCAAUUCAUUGCCUAUGAUAGCAGAGGCUGUCUCUGAGGAAGGAAAACUUGACUUCACCAAAACCGACACUAAUACUGAACUUCAAUCUGAAGAAGCAAUAGAGGAUAAUCAGAUGACAAUGGAAAAUGAUGACAUUUUACAGCAAGUUUGUACUAUUGAGAAAGUGGAGGAAUCAACACUGUCUUCAUCUGAAACAGCUAAUUCUGAACUGAUAACAGAAGAUAAUUCAUCUCCUCAAAAAUCUGGGGAACUUGAUUCUUCACUUGUGUCAGUUUGUGAGAGUCCUAGUGGCAUGCAGACACGAUGUGUCUGGUCUCCUUUGGCUUCUCCAUCCACCAGCAUUUUAAAGAGAGGACUAAAGAGACCCCAAGAAGAUGAGAGCUCCUCACCUGUUAAUAAGGUUCGACGUGUCUCCUUUGCAGAUCCAAUAUACCAAGCAGGAUUGGCAGACGAUAUUGAUAGACGGUGUUUUACUACUACUACUAAGACCUAUGGUUUAAAUAGUUCUCCGGUCACAAAAAGUGUUAAAACUUCGCCUACUGCACAAUAUAAGAAUAAUAUCACUUCAAUCAAAGGAUUUCUGUCCCCAGGAUCACGUAGCCCUAAAUUUAAGAGCUCAAAGAAGUGUUUAAUUACAGAAAUGGUCAAAGAAUCCAUGCCAGGCCCGACAGAAAGUAUUUACCCAGCUUUGGUCAACUGUGUUGCACCAAUUGAUAAAAUUUUACCUCAAAUUACAUCAAACAUGUGGGCAAGAGGAAUAGGACAACUCAUUCGAGCCAAGAAUAUAAAAACAAUUGGCGAUUUGAGUACUCUUACAGCAUCUGAAAUAAAAACUCUUCCUAUCCGUCCUCCAAAAGUGUCCAAUGUAAAAAAGGCUCUCAGAGUAUAUCAUGAACAACAGAUGAAAUCUCGUGGAUUAGAAGAGAUUCCAGUUUUUGACAUUUCUGAGAGAACAAUACAUGGAAUAGAAACUAAAUCACUGUCCUUUGAAGAAGAAAGACUUGCUUCAGAUUUAAUUGAUCCUGUUGCUUUAGAAACUACGUUACCUAAAAACCUCCUUGCACAGAUAAGUGCACUUGCUCUUCAACUGGAUUCAGAAGAUCUUCAUAAUUAUUCAGGAAACCAGCUAUUUGAAAUGCACGAGAAACUUGGUAUCAUGGCAAACUCUAUCAUAAAAAAUCUUCAGUCACGUUGGAGGUCACCAGCUCAUGAAAAUUCUAUUUAGAAUUUUAAAGGAAAACUGAAGCCUUUGACUCUUUAGAUCACUGGAUUUGUUGAUUUUAAAAUAAGUUCUGCAAUAUAGCACAGUUUCAGAAACUGAAUCUUGCAAGGCUGGUAACAUUUUAAACCUCACGUGACAAAUCCAUUAUCUAAGUUCAGUUUUGUAUGUUCAUUAUGUAAAGUCAUUUAUUUCUGUAUACAAUAUUUUCUUGGCUGCUAUACAUAGUUUCUCCAAAAUGUAAUGUUUUUGAAAAGUAAAGUGAAAAAAAUUCCAGGAACCAAAUUAUAUUUAAUUUCACCCCUUAAACUCAUGCAUCUUUCUAUUGCCAUUUUUUGGUAAAAUACCUUAUAUGGGGGGAGGGUGCACACCUGUUGAUGCUCAGGAUUUAUUCUUGGUUUUGCACUCAGAAAUGAAUCCUGGUGGUGCUCAGGGGACCGUGUGAAAUGCCAGGGACCAAACCCGGGUUCACUGCAUGCAAGGCAAGCGCCAAACCCUUGUUACUAUAUUUCCAGCCUCUUAAAAUACCUUAUUUAAGUAAGUAAAGUUUAAUCUUUUGAUUAAAUUUUUUGCUAAAGAGAGAUAAAGAUAUUUAUACUUGCUUUAUAUUUGUUGUGCCUGAAGUUUUAAGAUUUGUUCUUAAAACACUUCAAAGGAGACAUGGAAGAGUUUGAAUUUUUGCAGACAUCAAAUUUGGAUACCAGUAGGUUCAACUUUGGGGCUUAAAAAGGGAAAACAGAAUUUCUAAGAUUUCAUUUAUUUGCAAAUAUUUGCAGCAGUAUUUGCCUGUGAAUUAUACUCAAGUGAGAGACAUAGUAUUUGUUUUUAAAUGCAUGCUGUUUGUACAUUGUGUAUAGAUUGUUUUUAAUUUAUAAAUAUCAAUCUUUAUUAAUUGCAUGGACUAUUUGCAGCUUGUGAAUACCUUUGUUUUGUUUAAUAGGACUUUUUUGUAUAUACUGAAUACUGAGAUGUCAGUACAAAAAGUAGAAUUUUGUGGGCUUUGCUGCAGAUAUUUGUAGGAUUCUGUAUCAACAAAUAAAACAAAUAGUUUUGUACUUA